Rhopilema esculentum is the source of this 748-nucleotide messenger RNA. RefSeq names its product elongation factor 1-beta. NCBI's taxonomy places the organism in Eukaryota, Metazoa, Cnidaria, Scyphozoa, Rhizostomeae, Rhizostomatidae. The record is from RefSeq and is a predicted model, not a curated record. Gene Ontology annotation, cellular component: cytosol; eukaryotic translation elongation factor 1 complex. Gene Ontology annotation, biological process: translational elongation. Gene Ontology annotation, molecular function: translation elongation factor activity; guanyl-nucleotide exchange factor activity.
AAUGUCCUUUUCUCUUAGAAGUCCAACCAUCGUGGCAAGCGGCCAGACAGAAACUUUAAUCCUAAUCAUACAGCUAUAAAAAUGGGUUUCGGCGAUUUAAAAACUGAUGCUGGACUUCAAACCUUGAAUUCCUUUCUUGAAGAUAAAAGCUACAUUGAAGGAUAUGUGCCAUCACAGGCUGAUCUGAUAGUUUUUGCCGCUCUUUCUGGCCCACCAAAAGCAACUUAUCACCAUGCUCUCCGUUGGUUCACACAUGUUUCCUCUUACACUGAUCAAGAAAAGGCUGGAUUUGGAGGCGUUAAGAAUAGUCUAGAUUCAUAUGGUCCUGCAGGUGGAGCAUCGGCUGCUGCUGCUGAAGAUGAUUUUGAUCUGUUUGGAUCAGAUGAUGAGGAGGAGGAAGCCCCAAAACAGCCAGCUCCAGCAAAACCAAAAAAAGUAGUAAUCGCAAAGUCAGUGUUGGUUCUUGAUGUUAAACCCUGGGAUGAUGAAACAGAUAUGUCAGAAAUAGAAAAACAUGUCCGCUCAAUCGAAGCAGAUGGACUCGUGUGGGGUUCCUCAAAACUUGUCCCCGUUGGUUAUGGAAUUAAAAAAUUGCAAAUAUCGGCUGUUAUUGAAGACGACAAGAUAAGCACAGACAUGCUUGAAGAAAGAAUCACAGAAAAGGAAGAUCUUAUUCAAUCAAUGGACAUUGCCGCAUUCAAUAAGGUCUAAAAGGAGUAAAUUUGAAGAGAGUCAAUAUAAAUUUCUA